AUGUCUGAACACGAAGCCCAAGUUGAAGUUGAAGUUCAAGAAGACUUUGAAGUCGUUCAAGAAUUUGUUCCAGUUGAAUUGGCUACCACCAUUCCAGUUGAAAUUCAACAAGCUCAACAAGAGAUCAAGUUGUUCAACAAAUGGUCUUUUGAAGAUGUUGAAGUCAAGGACGCUUCUUUGGUUGACUACAUCCAAAUCAGCAAGCCAAUCUACGUUGCCCACACUGCUGGCCGUUACGCCAACAAGAGAUUCAGAAAGGCUCAAUGUCCAAUUGUUGAAAGAUUGACCAACUCCUUGAUGAUGAACGGUAGAAACAACGGUAAGAAGUUGAAGGCUGUCAGAAUUGUCAAGCACACUUUGGAAAUCAUCAACGUUUUGACCGACCAAAACCCUCUACAAGUCGUUGUUGAUGCUAUCAUCAACUCUGGUCCAAGAGAAGACACCACCAGAGUCGGUGGUGGUGGUGCUGCCAGAAGACAAGCCGUCGAUGUCUCUCCAUUGAGAAGAGUCAACCAAUCUAUUGCUUUGUUGACCAUCGGUGCCAGAGAAGCUGCUUUCAGAAACAUCAAGACCAUCGCUGAAACUUUGGCUGAAGAAUUGAUUAACGCUGCUAAGGGUUCCUCUACUUCUUACGCUAUCAAGAAGAAGGAUGAAUUGGAAAGAGUUGCCAAGUCCAACCGUUAA
This is a messenger RNA of Kluyveromyces lactis, 684 nucleotides long. RefSeq names its product 40S ribosomal protein uS7 (gene RPS5). The transcript has a single exon. The record is from RefSeq and is a predicted model, not a curated record. Bases 1 to 684 code for a protein of 227 amino acids. Gene Ontology annotation, biological process: ribosomal small subunit assembly; translation. NCBI's taxonomy places the organism in Eukaryota, Fungi, Ascomycota, Saccharomycetes, Saccharomycetales, Saccharomycetaceae. Gene Ontology annotation, molecular function: mRNA binding; structural constituent of ribosome; rRNA binding. Gene Ontology annotation, cellular component: ribosome; cytosolic small ribosomal subunit.